AGAAAAAACGGGCGAGAAAGGUAAGAAAAAAAGGAGAGGAGAGGGGCGUCCGGCGGUCGGGCACAGAAUUUGAAAGGGGAAGGUCGUCGAGGAGGCAGAAGGGAGGCUGCUCGGUUUUGUCCUCGCCGUCGCCGCCUCGCAGUCUCCACUGUCCGGCUACCACUGCCGUCUCCAUAAUUGUCGAGGAGUUCAGCUCUCGCUGCUGACACUGUGGAUUUGCAAGGCGGACUGAGGAAGAUAUCCGAAGGAGAUUCGGGGAGAUCGAGGUCUUGACCAUAAUCUCGCCCUCGUUGUUGUUAUCUGCCGCUGAAACCUCGUGCUUGCUAAUCGCCGUCCACCGUCGUCCCUGAGCUACCUUAUCGUGAUUUUCCUUGCGGUCUUUAACUGUCAGACCGUCCACUCCCGUUUGGAGUCAGAAGGUGAAGUUGCCGAGCUGCUUCCACGAACAAUAACGAAAGAGGGCGUUGCGGAGCUUCAAAACUGGCUGAAGUUGGAGAUACUGCCUCUGAUUUUGCUCCAGGUUCUCAAGGUUUAGCUUAUGGUGACAACUUAGGUGGAAAAAGAAUGAGGAAGCUUACACAAAGACGAGCAGUUGAUUACACAAGUACCGCUGUCCGGUAUAUGCAGACCCGGAUGUGGCAGCGGGAUUGCAGAGAUAGGACAGGAUUGCAAUCUACCCCUGCAGCAGCCAUUGAUAUGUUACCUACAGUUGCAUAUUCUGAUAAUCCAUCAACAAGCUUCACUGCAAAGUUUGUUCAUACAUCUCUUAACAAGAACCGCUGUUCCAUCAAUUGCGUUUUGUGGACUCCUAAUGGCAGACGUCUCAUAACGGGAUCUCAAAGUGGGGAGUUUACUCUGUGGAAUGGACAAUCAUUUAACUUUGAAAUGAUUCUUCAGGCCCAUGACCAAGCAAUCAGGUCUAUGGUAUGGAGUCACAAUGACAACUGGAUGGUCUCUGGUGAUGAUGGAGGGGCCAUUAAGUAUUGGCAAAGCAAUAUGAAUAAUGUAAAGGCUAACAAAUCUGCUCAUAAGGAAUCAGUUCGUGAUUUAAGCUUCUGUAGGACUGAUUUGAAGUUCUGUUCUUGCUCUGACGAUACCACUGUUAAAGUGUGGGACUUUGCAAGUUGCCAAGAAGAGCGAUCAUUAACAGGCCAUGGUUGGGAUGUGAAAAGUGUUGAUUGGCACCCCACAAAGUCCUUGCUAGUUUCAGGCGGGAAAGACAAUCUUGUAAAGCUUUGGGAUGCUAAAAGUGGGAAAGAGCUUAGUUCAUUUCAUGGUCACAAAAAUACAGUACUUUGUGUGAAGUGGAACCAAAAUGGUAACUGGGUGCUAACUGCUGGGAAGGAUCAAAUUAUCAAGCUUUAUGAUAUAAGAGCUAUGAAGGAGCUGGAAUCCUUCCGUGGACAUAGAAAAGAUGUGACUGCAUUGGCAUGGCACCCAUUCCAUGAAGAGUACUUUGUCAGCGGCAGCUUUGAUGGUUCUAUGUUCCACUGGCUAGUUGGACACGAGACUCCCCAGAUUGAAGUUCCUACAGCUCAUGAUAAUAGUGUAUGGGACCUUGCAUGGCAUCCUAUUGGAUAUUUGCUUUGCAGUGGUAGCAAUGAUCACACCACGAAGUUCUGGUGCAGAAAUAGGCCAGGUGAUACUGCAAGGGACAAAUUUACCAUGAAUCAGAAUCAAGGUUAUGGUGAUCCUAACCCGAAUCUUGGUGGUCGAUUCCCUGGCAAUUUCCCAGUUCUUGACCAACCUUUGGCUCCAGGAGGACCUUUUGUACCUGGAUUGACCCGAAACGAAGGGACCAUUCCUGGUGUAGGAGCUGCGAUGCCUUUCUCUCUCGAUUCCCCACUACACGGGGAUCAGACGCAGCCGCUGCCAAUAUCCAUGACUUUAGGAGCUCCUCCUCUUCCUCCAGGCCCUCAUCCCUCCCUUCUUAAUCCCAACCAGCAGCACCAGCAGCAGAGAUAUCAACAAAACCCUCAACAACAGCAAAUGCCCCCAUUACCUAUGCCACCACCAAAUAUGCAGCAGCUACAACCUCCAUCCCAUCACUCUCUGCUUCCACACCCUCAUCUACCUCGCCCCCCGCAAAUGCCCCCUCAUGGUAUGCCGGGAUCCCUUCCGACUCCUUCCAUGCCUGGGUCACUCCCGCCAAUGCCUGGCCAAAGGGUAAUCAAUCAGUCAGUUACACAGGUUCCACCACCAAUGCCACAAGGCCCCUUCAUGGGGAUGAACCCUAUGCACUCGGGAUCCAUGCCCACGAACGGUAGCCCUCAGGUUGGCGGGUUCCCAAAUGGCAUGCCGAGUAUGCAGGGCCAGUCGAAUGCAACUGGAGGCCAAAUGUAUCCCCAAAGCAGUCCGUUCAAUCGACCACAAGGCGGGCAGAUGCCGAUGAUGCCAGGCUACAAUCCGUACCAGUCUGGUAACCAAUCGGGUAUGCAGCCGCCACUGCCACCAGGUCCGCCGCCACACUCCCAACAAUAGCCCUCGUCGUUGUUGCAUAACAGGCUUUGGAGCAGGGUGUCAGUUUUGGCGUCGGAGUCGGUAUCUGUGUUAGGAUUUGCAAGAUUUUCCUUUGGCCUUCCUUUCUGCUGUUCUUGAUUGUUUGUUCAAUCGACUAGUUGUAGUUGUAGAAAGACUCCCAGCUUCAUGAGUGCAAAUUGCAGGAUUAAUUUUUUAGAGACGGAUCGACUUUUUCGCACAAUCUGAGAAACAGAUCGCGCGACUGACCGUUUUAUUUUGUAGGCGACUAGUCGAUAGUCUAUUAUUCGCGAUUACAAGGCCAUUCCAUUACCACGAAAGAUUUCAGGAACUGCGAACGUCUUCAAAGAAAGUGACUGGUUUGUGAUUCAGGUAGAUUA
Molecule: messenger RNA, 2858 nt
Organism: Linum tenue
Lineage: Eukaryota; Viridiplantae; Streptophyta; Magnoliopsida; Malpighiales; Linaceae
Source: the annotation of a GenBank genome assembly